AUGAAUCCAUCAGCGAUGACUUUUAAACUGCAUCAAACGAAUUUUUAUUCUAUCCAUACCGAUCAAUUAACAAAAGCUGAAGAAAACAUCUUUCAAGAAUUAUUAUGUGAAUGCACUGAUACUUCUACACUUGAUCUUUUACUUGAGAAAUGGACAAACCAUCAUGAUAAAAAUCUCUCUUUGAUGAGCAUAAAACAAAAUAUAUCUCUUCUUCUAUUAAAUGUUUCUAGUUUAAACAAGUACCUCGUCGACGUAUUUAAUUUAAUUGAUUCCAUAUCAUCAUCAACUGUGAUAUUAAAUGGUACACAUCAUGAUGAUAAUUCGGUUAAACAAUUUAGGUCUCAUUUCUUUAACUUCAAUGUGUUUUCAAUGAAAGGAACAAAUAUGUUUGGUGGUUUGUUAAUAGCGAUGCAUAAAUCAAUUCGUUCACAACGUGUAGCUGAAUUUGACAAUUUAUGUAAUUUAAUCGUGCUAGAAGUUCGAUCAGAUUUGGAUAUAUUUCAAUUAGUUACAUGUUAUUCUCCACCUACUGAACUCAUUCCUCUUGAUAUAUUUGAUCGGUUACCUCAACAUAAUCCAAAUACAAUCUUUACCGGUGAUUUUAACGCUAAGCACAAUUCAUGGUCAAGAUCCGCAGAUAAUCAAAAGGGUCGAGCUUUAUUUAGCUGGCAAUCUUUAUCACCAAUCCAUUCAUCUCUGGAAAUUAUUAACAAAUAUAUAUCUACUUCAACUCGUUCAAAUGCAACGAUUGAUUUAAGUAUCGCACCAUCGCAUAUGUCCAUUGCUUCCUUCUCGGUUCUUCCAAGUAUUCGAAAUGAUCAUCAUCCUGUUCUAUGA
Rotaria sp. Silwood1 is the source of this 837-nucleotide messenger RNA. Lineage: Eukaryota; Metazoa; Rotifera; Eurotatoria; Philodinida; Philodinidae. The record is from the annotation of a GenBank genome assembly.